This is a messenger RNA of Homalodisca vitripennis (glassy-winged sharpshooter), 738 nucleotides long. RefSeq lists its product as uncharacterized. The record is from RefSeq and is a predicted model, not a curated record. Lineage: Eukaryota; Metazoa; Arthropoda; Insecta; Hemiptera; Cicadellidae. The transcript has a single exon. The coding region runs from base 1 to 738 and encodes 245 amino acids.
AUGACUCUCAACCUCGAUAAGUGUGUCUGUAUCACUUUCCACCGAACCGUCUCUCCAAUAACAUUUGACUAUUCUCUGAGCGGCAUAACACUAUCAAGAGUUACUACAGUAAAAGAUCUUGGAGUGACCAUUACAUCUACACUCAACUGGGAUGCACAUGUUCGGUCGGCUUGCAGCCAGGCAGUGCGCAAACUCGGCCUGAUACACAGAUUUUCACAGCAUUUCACUGAUAUACUCUCUUUCAAGACUCUCUACUGUACCUUGGUGCGCCCACAUCUGGAGUACUGCUGUGUGAUUUGGUCACAACAUCAGAAAUAUUUGAUUGAGGAUCUGGAGAGGGUCCAGAGGCGAUUUCUCAGGCUGGUAGGGCUAAGGUUGGGCUAUGGAUACCUAGAGGUCUCUACACGCGAAGUGGCAUCCUUUCUCCAACUAACCGCUCUUGAAACAAGGUGCUUCUACCAUGAUGCAAUAUUCUUGUUCCGCCUCGUUAACUCUACUGUGGACUGUCCUGAGCUGCUGGAGAGGAUUUGCUUCCGGGUUCCUGUUGGUACUAGAUCCCAAUAUCUAUUUGCUAGAUCCUCUGUUUCCUCAUCAUACUUGGCCAACUCUACGAUGCGGAGAAUUCAGCUUCAUGGAAACCUUCUUCCUAACCACAUGGAUUUGUUUGCUUCCUCAUUCCUAACCUUCAAACGGAAUCUCAAGACAUUUAUCAACCUGCAACACACUGAAACCUCUUAA